CAGUUCUCACAACUCAUUCACCCUCCGUUCGAAGUAGGUGCACACAUCCGAUAGUUCUUCACGUGGAGGAAAUUUAUUUCGGAAGUAAAAAUAAUAGCAAAAUAUGGAUCAAAAUAGUCCCAGCGAAGUGAAACCGAACGGUAUCCGAGCCAAUGGGUCCGAAAACGGCAUCAAAACUCCAUUCCUGAUCGGUGUGGCCGGUGGAACCGCCAGUGGAAAGUCGACCGUGUGUAAGCGUAUCAUGGAGCAGCUGGGCCAAGCCGAUAUGGACCACACGCAGAGACAAGUCGUCUCAAUCAGUCAGGACAGUUUCUACCGAGAGUUGACGCCUGCGGAAAUGCUGCGUGCCGACAAAGGCCUGUUCAACUUUGAUCAUCCCGAUGCUUUCAAUGAGGAACUGAUGCUGACGACACUGCAGGACAUUCUGCAGGGCAAGAAGGUGGAAAUCAAUGAGUACGACUACCGGAGCAAUGCGCUGCAUCCGGAGAAAAAACUGACCAUUUAUCCGGCCGAUGUGGUACUAUUUGAGGGAAUUUUGGUAUUUUAUUUCCCCGCCAUAAGGGAACUGUUUCACAUGAAGCUGUUUGUCGAUACCGAUUCCGACACGAGGUUGGCGAGAAGAGUUCCUAGAGAUAUCAACGAAAGAGGGCGAGAUUUAGAACAAGUUCUAAAUGCAUAUAUGGUCUUCGUAAAGCCUGCUUUUGAGGAGUUUUGUUCACCGACUAAAAAAUUCGCCGAUGUGAUUAUUCCACGUGGAGCUGACAACACAGUGGCCAUCGAUCUGAUCGUGCAGCACAUCCGCGAGUUCCUGAACAACCGAACCCGGCAGGAUCACAGCCCGCACCUGGCCAGUGGAGGCACCAGUGCGCUGAAUCUACCCCGUGGCCGAGUAGAGGCCCAUUGUUACUCACCCCAAUAAUGCUACUUUAAAUGGUACUAAUAAUAAUCAGUAGAAUAAAAGAGGCUGUCUCUAGGAUUUAGUUUAGAUGAUUUCAACAGACAGUGGUCAGAAAUGUCGUACAAAACUGAAAAAAAAACAGAGCAAUUCCAAUAGAGCAGAUUGACGCAUUUAGCAAUAUCAUGUAGGUCCAUUGAAGAAUGAUUGAAUAUCAAGAUGAUCGUCAAAACGAAAAAAAAACUUUUAAGGAUGCGUUGUCUUGACAUACAGUCAGUACUCAUAACUUAACUACACAUUUGGAUCAUUUUAUUCUGCUUAACAGCUUGGACAGAUGGCUUUGAAAUAGAAAAUGAUAAAAACGAUUUUUCUCAAAAAACUUACUUUUUAAACAAAAAAAUGAAAAAAAAUAAUCAUAACUAGGGACAAUGGAAAUUCGCGGCAAAAAUUCUUAAAUUUCUCGGACUACUAUUGUGAAUUUCGCGGCAAUUUCGCGGUCCUAUAUGUUUGACCGUUUUGUCGAAGAAAACUCCAAAUUUACUUGGUUUUGUGAGGAGUAAUCAUAAAUUUACUGAAAAAGUAGCAAAUUUGAAAAAAGUAUAAAACAAAUAUAUAUUAAAAAUGCAAUAAACUCGUAAAAAACUUUACACAGUCAAAAGUUAUCAGUCAAUUUUGCUAAAAUAUUUGUAAUUGUUGGAAUUUUGUAGGGUGUUUUAACGAUGUAACCCAAUUUCGCGGCAUUUCGCGGAAUUCUUGAAAUUUCGCGGCCAUAGCCCGAUUUCGCGGAUUUCGCGGCUUCCGCGAAAUCGCGAAUUUCCAUUGUCCCUAAUCAUAACACUGAUAUGAAAGUUUUUACGGACACGACACGACACAUAAAAAGCGAAUACUCAAAAAAAUGUUGGUUGGAAGCGGUUGAGAACUGAUUCCGAAAUCGUAGUCACCACAUCGGCGUUUUUUGGAAAGACAUGAUUCCAAGAUAAUCGCGUUCAAAGUUUCAAACAUAAACUACGCGCCCAUAAAAGCGCGAGGUGCAAAACGCUAUAUCUUUGCUUUAACGGCUUGGAUCGGAAUUCCUUUUUAAAUUUAUCUAGGAAAUCCUCAAAAAUGACUUCAGGAGUAACACCAGGAAAUGCUCCAAAAAAUCAUCGCGGGAUUGCUUCGAGAACUCCUCCGGGUUUUUUUUUGAAUUUUUUUUUCAAGAAAUGUCUCCAGGAAAUCCUCCAGGAAUUACUCCAGAAAUGCCUACAGGAAUCCUUAAUACAAUUUAUCCAAGAAUUCCAUCAGAUAUUCCUCCAGGAAUUUCUCCAGAAAUUUAUUCAAGAACUCCUCCAAAGGUUCCUCCAAAAAAAAACCUUCAGGAAUUCCUCCAAGAAAUUCGCCAAGAAUUCCUCAAAGAAUCCCUCCAGGUAUUCUUCCAAGAGUUUCUGUCAAUAAUUCCUACAAGAAUUCCUCGAAAAUUCUUCCAGGAAUUCCUCCAAGAAUUCUGCCACAAAUUCUUACAAGAAUCCCUUUAGGAAUUUCUCCAAAAGUUUCUUCAUGAAUUCCACCAGGAAUUCACGAAAGAAUUUCUCCAGAUAUUCAUCUAAAACUUCUGCAAAGAAUUUCUCAAGGAAUCCCUCUAGAUGUUCCUUCAAGAAAUCCUCCUGGAAUUCACCCAAAACUUCUACGACGAAAAAUUUUCCAAGAAUUCCUCCAGAAUUUACUUCAAGAAUUCCUCCAAGAAUUUUCCAAAAUUUACUCCAGGGAUUCCUCGGAUAUUUCUUUCAGGCAUUCUCCAGAAAUUCCUCCAGGAACUCGUCAAGAAAUUAUUCAAAGGAUUCCUACAGAAAAUACUACAGGAAUUCCUCCAGGAACUUCUUUACUUAGAAGGAAUUCUUCCUGGAAUUCCUCCGGGGAUUUGUAAAGACUUUUUUCAAGAAUUCCUCCAGAAAUCUCAUCAUUAAUACCUCCAGGAUCCUUCUGGAGAAAUUUCUGCGGAAAUUCUGAAGAAAUUCCCAGGGUAAUUCUGGACGAAUUUCCAGGGAGCUUUUAGGAAUUCCAGGAACUCCAGGAGAAUUUUUAGGACUAAUUAUCGGAAGUAUCUCAGGAGAAAUUCUGGUGGAAUACCAGGAAGAAAUUCAAACGGUAUUGAAUUGUAGUUAUUCAGAAAAAAAAUAGUUUUCGAAAUCACUCAAAGGGGUUUUUUCCCUCUUUCCAAAUUUAGAGUUAAAGAUAAAUAAAUACAUAAAUAAAUUAGAAAAAAAAUACGUUUAAAGAGCUUAAGUUUGUCUUCGUGCAAUUAAUAUGCAAAUAUUUGUUUUUUUUUUCUAAUAUAUGUUAACGCUCUCUGGAUCAAGGGUUUUAUAUUUUCAACAGAAGAUUAAAAAUAUUCGUAACAAAUUGAAUAUAAUAUAAUAAAAUAUAAGCAAUACACGGCUUUUAGUUUCGUUUUUUAAGAUUUGUUGAAAAUGGAAAGUGAAAUAUUUCAAUACUAGCUGUUCCGUACUCUUUUAUCGUAAAUUUGAAGGCAAUAUUGUUUAAAGUGUGUAUUUGAAUUAAUUUCCGGUAGAAUUUUCAUGAAACGGAUUAAUCUAUAAAGUCGGAAAAUCGGGAUGAAGAAUUAAUGUUAGAGCCGGUAUACACCAUGAAGAUUUCUUUGGGAAGUCUGGGCUAACGGCAUCACAAGAACAAUCAUUGGAAAUGCUAAGGAAGAGAUUAAAAAAAACUUUAUAAAUAAAAAAAACUCAAAUAUUAGCCCUGGUGAUAUUUAUUCUAAGUUUCUACAACAGAAUAACUCAAACUAUGAGUUGCGUACUUAUUAGAUCAAAUAAGCGUGCGUCCCAAAAGUUUAAAUUCAAAAAAAAAAUUUGAGAAUUUUUUAAAAUUUUAGAUUUUUUUUUUUGUUUUCCGCUUUUUAACGAAUUUAAACAAAUAAUCAAUGACAAGCAUCUUCAUAAGUCCCGGAAAGGAUAAAUUCAAAUUAUAAAAGAAGAUACCUUUUUUAGUAUUUCAAGAGCCUGAUUGAAGUUCUUUCUAGAAUAAUUACUGUCAGACUUCCGGUCUACGUGUUUUCUCAAUUCUUUCGGAUUGAUAUUUUCUGCUAACAUAAUGGUCACUGUGUGCGGAGUUAUUCCGAUGGGUCACUGGAUCAGAUUCUUAUCAAAAGAGCUGUCUUCAGCAAAGUUGCAGGAAAAAUAUAGUUGGAUUGUUCUCCGAACAAACCAUUAUCUUUUUUGCUCGAUUUUAAGAAUUAUGUGUCAUUUUUUGAAAAUGUUGUUUUGUUGUAACACUUUCUAGGGAUAUUUGGGAAUUUUCAUGUGUUCUAUAAACUCAUUCUUCGUAACGAAUACACCUUGUUCUGUUUUUUUUUUAUCGGAUUUAUGCUCCAAGUAGAACACAGUCUGCUCAACUUGAAGAAAAUCCUAAAAAAGAUUUUCUUGUGGAAUCUUUGCAAGAAAUUCCUGGAGGGAACCUGGGAAUCCUGCAGGAAUAAUUACAACAUUUAUAACAACUAGUGUGGGCUGCCUUUCCUUUUUUCAGGCUGGUUCUAUUUUAUGAACACGAGAAAAAGCGGGAUGAAAGACGGGGCAAGUCUCCCUCUUCCAUCGUUCUUUUGCUCGUUUUUGUUUUAGAGAUGAGCGAGUAAGAAAAGUAGCUACCAACGCUAUUAAUAACAGCUGAGAUUAUUCUAAAUCUUCCUUCUGUGAUUCCUACGCGGAUUACUACAGAAAUUGUCUUAGAAUGUUCACAGUAAUUCCUGUUGGAAUCCUAAUUGAGCUUCCUUAAAGAAUUCUCACUGGAAUUGCUCCAGGAAUACUGCUGGUAUUUAUUUAGCAAUUUCUAACAGACUCUAGCAGGAAGUUUUGCUGAGAUACCUCCGGCAUUUUUUUUUUGCUGGGAAUCCUCCUGGAAUUCUUGGAGGCCUCCUUACAGAAUUCACUGAAGAAAUCUCAGCUGUAAAUGGUUGAGAAACCCCAGCAAGAAUUCCAAGAGAAAUUCUAGUAGCAAUAUCUGCUGAUACCCUAAAAUAAAUUCCUAAAGUGACCAAUGCACAGUGGUCCACGAACCAGAUUUACAAGGAAAGAUGCAUUCAACGCCUUCAAAUGAGUUUUUAGACAAAUAUGGUCUUCUACAAAGUUGGCCCUCUUUAAAAUGUGCAUGAAAAUUAGGGUGGUCCAUAUUUUCAAAGAAUUUGGUAACCAAACUUUUUUAUUUGUAAGAAUAACUGUAUACAUUCUUCGGGACAGUUGUGGAUCUAUCAAUUUUGAGCAAGUUUGCUAAAGACACUUUUUAUGUAGUUUUAAAAUUGAUCGAUCCAGAGGUAUUUUUCUGAAUAAGCUUAGGGUGGUUCAAGAAAAUCGGUUUUCUGGCGUUAACUUUUUCAGUUUCGAUUUUUCAUCAAACUCGCCCAAGAAACACUUGUAGAGCAUUUGAAGACGCGUCGUUUCGUGCGCUGAGAUGGUCGUUAUCUCUUUUGGUUCAAAAGUUACAGGCGUUUUUUCUUAAAAAAUCAUAGUUUUUUAAAAAGGGUUUAUGAUGGGUUGGGGCAAACAUAAAAAAUAUCUUUUGCCCGUAUUCAAAAAAAGAAAUGUUGUUAUAAAACGUAUCAAAAAUUUAGAGGGGUGUUAUUUUUGACACUCACGUGAAAAAUACUUGAAAAGUGCCUAUUUUUUUCUAGAAAAUCAUCAAUAUCUUAUGAACGGAAUGACGUAGCAACAUUCUCAGCGCACGAAAAUGCGCGUUUUUGGAAGCUCCAAAAGUGGUUCUUAGGCGACUUUGACGAGAAAUUUGAAACAAAAAAGAUAAAGCAAUAAAACGAUUUGUUCUAGCGUCACCCUAUGAAAACUAUGGGAAAAUGCUCCAAAUUUGGUCAAAACAGUUUAAACGCUUUAUCUUUUUUGUUUCAAAUUUCUCAUAAAAGUUGUCUAAGAACCGUUUUUAGAGCUUUAAAAAAUGUACAUUUUCGUGCGCUGGGAAUGUUGCCACGUCAUUCUGUUCAAAAGAUAUUGAUGAUUUUCUAGAAAAAAAAAGCACUUUUCAAGUAUUUUUUUCUUGAGUUACAAAAAUAACACCCCUCUAAUUUUUUGAUAUGUUUUAUAACAACAUUUCUUCUUUUGAAUAACAGUUUUAUUCUAAUGAAUAAAAGUAACGCCAGAAAACCGGUUUUUCUCGAACCAGCUUAUUCAGAAAAAUACCUCUACAUCGAUCAAUUUUAAAGCUACAUAAAAAGUAUCUUCAGCAAACUUGCUCAAAAUUGAUAGAUCUGCAACUAUCCUGAAGAAUGUAUAUAGUUAUUCUUGCAAAUAAAAAAGUUUGGUUCCCAAUUUCUUUGAAAAUAUGGACUACCCUAAUUUUCAUAUAUAUUGAAAAGAGGGCCUUAUUUUUAGGAACAACUUUGUAGAAGAUCAUAUUAAUCUAGAAAAUCAUUUGAAGGCGCUGAAUGCAUCUUUCCUCGUAAAUCUGUUUCGUGGAUCAUUGUGCAAUGGCCACUGACCAUUGAAAAAUAAUCUAUGAAGGUUUCGCAACAGGGUUUUCUAUAGGAAACCUAAAAGAAGUCUCUGAAAGAAUUCUUGGAGGAAUCACAAGAAGGAUAGAGAAAGGAAUCCUUUCAUAAAUCUCUGAAUCAAUCUCAACAGUGUUUAGAUUUUUGAGGAAUCCCAGGCACUUCUAGAGAAGUGCCUGAUGAAAUUGUAUGCACAUUCCGGCUGGGGUUGCUGAAGAAAUACCUUCAAGAUUUUGUCCAAAACUUCCAUCAAGAAUACCUACAAGAAUUCUUAUGGCAUUACCACUAGAAACUUCUCCUCCAGCAAUUCCUGCUGUAAUUUAUUCAUGGAUUCUUUAGAAAUAUAGUAUUCAUGCUGGGAAUCCCUAUGAGCUUAUUAUCCUCCAGGAAGAUGUUCCUGCAAAAAAUUCUAAAGGAAUGGCGGUAAGAAAUCGUGAAGAAUCUCUAGAAGGAUUUCUUGAACAAAUCUCAGCAGUAAUUAUUGGAUCACAAAGAGAAACAGGAAUUCGUAAAUAAAUCUAUGAAGUAAUCAUAGCAGGAAACCCCGGAAGAACUCUACUCUUGAAUCUCUAUUCUAGGAUAGGGAAUUCGACUUAUAAGCACUUGAUUCUCUAGAACGACAGUUAAAAUUUGCCCUUACGUUUCGGUAACGUUUGCUAUCAUCCUGAUGAAUGAAUCUUAACUGCUUUCGUUCUAAAGAAUCAAGGGCUAAGUGGACCAGGAAUUCCAGGAGGAAAUCCUGGAGGAAUUUUCGGAUGCAUUUUCCGAGGGACCCCAGAGAGCAUCCCUAGAGCAAUGCCAAGUGAAAUUGCUGGAGAAAUCUUUUAAAAAAUCCUUUUGAAUUUCUCCAGGAACGCCUGAUGGGAUUCUGUUAGAAAUUUUCACCAAUGACUCCUCUGUAAGUUGAAGGAUUCCUCUAGGAAUUUAUCUCGGAAUACCUCCAGAAGAUCUUGCUGGGAUUCCUUCAUGAACUCCUGCCAGAAUUUUUCCUGGCAUUUUCACUGCCCAAGUAACAUUUUUUUAGUUAAAUAGAUUAAAAGAGGUUCUUACAACCAUAAUAAAACCAAAACAAAAGGUAGUAGAUUUUAUGAUGGUAGUGAAAACCUCUACAAGACUAAUUUGCCAUCAAAAUGUUACUUGGAUGAAGUUUCUCAACCAUUUCCAGAUUGUGAUCCCGCCACGAAUAUCACGAGACAUUCCAGAUGAAUUCGAAGAGCAAUUUCAACAGGAAUUCUCAAAGGCAUCUAAAGAGGAUUUCUAGUAAAAGUAAGAUUAUUUCCUAAAAGGAAUUUGAGAAAUUCCGAGAAAUUCAGAAGGAUUUCAAAAAGACAUUUAGGGUGAAUUUCUAGUAGCAUCCAUAGAGAAUAGGCCUGUCCACCUUUUCAAAAAUGUUCUCUGAUUCUCAAGUCCACCCCCAUAUUUUGAUUGGCAUACUAAAAGAAGUAACUGGUCAAAAUUUCAGCCAAAUCCAUUGAAAUUAAAGGGUGCAUCAAAUCAAUUUUGUGUUUUUCGACUAUUUUUGAAUUUCUAAAAAUCAUAACUACACUAAAUAUUGUCAACACUUAAGGCGAAACUGGAAGCAUUUCCUCACUUUUUGGUUUUUGAUUUUUUAUUAAAUAACGAAGCAAUAUUUUCAUAAUCGGUUUUCGUGCACAUGUAGAGUAUGGAUCAAUGUAUCUUCUGAUUUUUUUGUAGUGGAAAAUGUUUUUCGUUUUUACAGAAACCAUUUUUGAACAAAAUUUCACAAAAAAUGGUUUCUGCAAAAAUGGAAAACAUUUUCCAUCUCAAAAAAAAUCAGAAGAUACCUUCAUCCAUACUCUACAUGGAGGAAGUACAUAUGUGUAAUUAUCACAUUUGUAAUCAGAAAAACCUUGAAGAGGUGAUUUUUGAUAGAUUUUGUUCUGGAACACCCUUAUAUACGUAAUAAGUUAACAUUUUAAAACGGCAUCAUAUUCUCUCAUGUUUUGUGAUUAUUUGCUUCUUUGACAUCAAUGCUAUAGGAAUUGAGCAAAAAAAUAUUAAAAUUCGGGAAAGGCAAAUACGUCCCAAUCAGAUUUGAUGCACCUUUUAAUUUCAAUGGAUUUGGCUGAAAUUUUGACCAGUUACUUCUUUUAGGAUACCAAUUAAAAUAUGGGGGUGGACUUGAGAAUCAGAGAACAUUUUUGAAAAGGUGGACAGGCCUAAUAGAGAAGUUACACAAAGAUUGCUAGAUGAGUCCCAUCAAAAAUAAUUAAAUGAACCUCAGCAAGAAUUUUAAGAGCGGUAAUUCCAGAGAAUAUUUUGGAUAAAUUCCAAGAAAAAUUUCUGAAGGAAUUCUUGGCAAAAUCUCUGGAGGUACUACAUGAGGAAUGUUUGGAAGAAACCCACCCGGCAUAAUUCUUUUGAAAAAAGCCUAUUGAAAUCACAGAAAGAGCUUCUGCUAGUAUCCCAGUGGGCAUGACUAGAGGAAUUCCUGAAAGAACACUUGGUGAAAUCCGCGAAGAAAUGCCAAUAAAAACUCUUGGAAGAACCCAUGGAUUUUUUUUUUUAAGUUGCCUUGGAACUCCUCCACAAAUGUCCAAUGGAAAAUUCUUGAUGAGAUUGCUCCAGAAGUUUCUCCAAGUAUUCCUAUACAAAUCCGUCCUGUGAUUUCUCCAGUGAUUUUUCAAGAUUUCUCACUUUUAGCAGCACUAUUUGUGACUAAUCUGAGAAAUUAUGGUGGGCGUAACGACUCGAUUGUAUUCAGUUAAACAAAGGAUCCAAUUUUUUGAAAAUCAAAAAAAAUUUAGCCAAGUAUCGCUACUCCACAAUAAAAGCAAAGAUCAAUAUCGCACAUUUUUUGAUAAAGUGUACUGCAUAGCAACUUUUCUGUGCAGCUAUGCCGUCUCUGUAUAUGUUUUUGUGUAACGUCGUUAUUUUUUACUGUCAAAGCCAUCUGUCAGCAUAAAACAUCAGGAACAUUCUAACUAACAGCAUUUACACUAACUUUGGUAGAAAUAGUAAAUAAUCUGUUUUCGUACGUAACAAUAGAAUAUAACACUUUGAUCCAGCUGGUAUUUAACACGACUUUUUUCGUAUGUAAGAUCAUUUAAAGGUAAAGUACUAACGCCAUAUUCUAGUGCACCGAUAAUCACUGCUUUAGUUAAGAGCCAAGCAAAAUUACGUGAAAGUAAUCAGUGUGUUUGAUUUUUCUUUAAAUAAAGCUACCUACAAACACUAACCAGACUAGAAGCCACGCCACUAGAAGCCGAAUUCUUCUCUGCUAAGUUGGUUUGAUGUUUGUGUAAUUCACCAGUAGUCGACCUUAACGGCGAAACCAUCAUAUAUACCUAUAUCGUUGUUCGUGAUCAUUUAAUCAUAGUGGCUAAUUUAAGCUAGCUUUACACAAAAAAAAACGAAAACAUCCGCGCCGCCAAGAGUUGUUACAAACUAACCCUUCCAGUUGGUUUUCGUUGCGCAUUUUAUCUCCCAUUUGCCAUACAAACGAACAGAAAUUUCCCCCCAUUCUUGUAGAAACUCGACAAAAUGAUCAUUGAAAAUGUCGUUUUCAAAUCACCUGAAAAUGUCCUCUUAUUGAUACUCUUAUUCUGUUUUGAUUCAAAAUCUAACCCGAUUCUAGUCCGAUACUUCGUUUUUCAUUGAGACAAACAAAUGAAGAUGUCAAUUUGAGCUAAACAAUAGAGUGCAACUCCCAGUUUACAAAAAAAAUCAAGUCAAAUACAAUGUGUAUAAAGUUUGCAUUCACCCGACUACUAACAGCUCAGCAACGUUAGACUCCAACUUUACCAAAAAUUAGCGCUAGUAUCAUCAGUUGUGAAAAAUCCCCUGAUCGAUGGUAGAACCAACCAACCAACCACCCUUCACCAUUUUAUCGCUAAGUGUUUAAGCAAGUUAAAUUCUCUCUAUCUCGUUAUCCAUGUUGUUGGCAGUGCUUUCAAACUCCUAAAAAAGACAAUCGCUGUUGCAACUGUUAUAAAGUGUUUUCCCAUUUCUUUCUAUUAUCUCUCUCCUUUGUUAAACCAUCGCUACAACAAUACUCGGUUUGUACUGAAACUCCUGAUCUUAUUCUCCCACUGAUCCAAAAUAAAAUUUAAAAAAAACCUCGCGUGCUACACACUUAACUCGAACAAAUCAAGAUGAGAGCACUCCUCCCUCUCCCUCCUCAUCGUCAAGCUUCCGACGGUUCUCCUCGACCAUCAUCAAUAAGAAGCUGUUUUCAGUCGUACUCAACUACUAAUGAGCAGCAAUACAAGAAUGUUUAUGAACUGACAACUAGUAGAGGUAUAACCUAGCGACAGAUGGGAAAUCUCAAUAAAAUAAUAAACAACAAUACUAUAUAACACACUGGAACACCCUAGAGCCGAGUUCGUUUAGGCACAGUAAAAAAAAACCAAAAAACAAGAAGCCGCGUUCCGUGAUCAGCAAAAGAGCAAUAACCGUACAUUGACACACCAUUGUUGCUCGAGAGGAGCGGAAAUGUCUAGUUUUUUAUCGAAACAAUGGCUAGAACAAAAUGAUAUUAUACAAUUUAGAGCGAAGUGAAAAUUUAAUAAAAAUAAAAAAAGUUAGGGGCUUUCAAAAGGGGAAACACAAUGCGAAAUUAUAUAUGUUUGUAUAUUAGUACUUAAGUUCGUUUUCCUGUGUUGAUUUGAUCUAAACAGACCUACAGGUUACCAAAUGAAAACAUUGGUUAUGAUUAUUAUAUAUUUUAUUGUUUAAUAAACAUUGAAACUAUAUAUGACAAAUAAAUAUUUAGAAGCUAGAAA
This is a messenger RNA of Aedes albopictus (Asian tiger mosquito), 11122 nucleotides long. It is a transcript of the gene Uck, whose product is annotated as uridine-cytidine kinase. The coding region runs from base 104 to 919 and encodes 271 amino acids. NCBI's taxonomy places the organism in Eukaryota, Metazoa, Arthropoda, Insecta, Diptera, Culicidae. Gene Ontology annotation, cellular component: cytoplasm. The transcript has 7 exons. Gene Ontology annotation, molecular function: ribosylnicotinamide kinase activity; ATP binding. The record is from RefSeq and is a predicted model, not a curated record.